Molecule: messenger RNA, 3964 nt
Organism: Blepharisma stoltei
Lineage: Eukaryota; Ciliophora; Heterotrichea; Heterotrichida; Blepharismidae
Source: the annotation of a GenBank genome assembly
AUGUCAAAUACAGGAUUGACAAGAAAGCUGACCUGAGGUAUUCUUGUGCCUUUAGUUGCAGGGAUGGUUCUGAUUACCAUAAUUGCGUCAGUUCCUUUAUACAUUCAAUACCCAACAUGAAUUGAUAAUUAUAUCAAUCACAUGAUCAACGAUCAAGGAAAUGCUAUGCUCAAUGUAAGUAGCUUCGUUGGCAAAACUGGGUCAUCGAAUGUUGUACAACAUGUAGGCAUAAUCAUAAAAUGGUGCCACUUGAGUUUUCUGAUCUUCUGGCCGAGAAUUUUCUUUUUGCAUUUUAUAAUUAUGGGGUUAAGCUGUCCCUGAGAAUUUAUCCCUGCUAUGACAGGGCCUAAAGAGCUUGCGAUGCGCAGCGCAGGGUUCCUGUGCCUUACGGAUUUCGAAUUUUAAGGAAGAAUGUCACCAACUCAAGGCGGUAGAUGCUGGAAACUUUAGAGUGCCUAACAGACCCAAGUUGGCUUUAUGAUCGAGUCUGAAGGAAGGCUGCUGAAAUUUGAACGCACGAGUCUAUGCACCACUUAGGGCGAAACCACAGUACCUGACGUAACAGAAACAGGGACGGGAGCCCAGAUAAGAAGAAGAUUAAUUUUAAUGUAAUAUACAAUAUGCAGCCAAUUUAAUGAUUAUUGCUAAUAUAUUAUUUCUUGUUAAAUAAAACAUCAAUAUUAUUUAUAUACUUUCUAAUUAAGGCUGCCCUUUUGGUAUUAAAAUGCAUAUACUCAUGGAAGAAUAUUUAGUUCAAGAUAUUCUAUCGGUAAAAAAUGAUUUCAAUUAUGAGGACAAUUAUGUAAGUGGAGUAGGCUUUGAUGAAGGCAAUAUGACUGUGCCAGGCUUAAUUGAAAAAACAAAUAUGAGCUACUAUGCAGCCAUGUGGUAUCUUAACCCUGAUAUCAAAAAUUCUUCACUUUUGCCUCCUGAAUCAUAUAGGAAUUUAAAGUCUUCAGCUGUGUUUGACAGCUUUUUAAGGCCAAUGGCACAGCUUGGGGAUGAAGCAAGCCCUUAUUUUGGAGAUGUGUAUAUAGGUUACGAUAUAGAUGGCUUUUUUUAUACAAAUCCUACAUACUAUAGAGGCUAUUUUUUAAACUAUUCAGAGAUGAAUUGCAGCUAUAACCAAGGAAGUCCAGCCCAAUUUGACCCUAGAUGCCGUCCUUGGUACGCUCAAACCAAAACCUCUACAUCUCCUAACAACCCCAGUAUUGUAUUAACUGAACCUUAUCAAUCAAUCAGCAAUUUCAAUUUAGGGCAAUCAGCAUGCACAGGGCUAUGAUACGGUAACCAAACUUAUAUUCUUACUGCCUGCAUCGAUUAUUCCCUAACUUCUGCUGAAAAUCAUUUACUAAAUGUAAGUGUCGGCGGCUCUACAUAUUCCUAUGCAUUAGCAGCUGAUGGAAGAGUCAUAAUCCACCCAAAACUAAACAGGACCUCAAACGUCGUCCCACCUAUAACCCAGCUGGAAUUUGGUAAUAACCCAGACCAAGACGAAGUUAACUAUUAUAAUGAGCACAUUUUGCCUUAUUUUAAACAAGUCAGGACUAUAAAAACUUAUUACUACAAAAAUGGGGAAAAAAUGAUGAUUGCUAUAUCCCCAAUGUUAUGUUGUUAUGCUAAGAUGCUAUGUAUUUUAAGUCCCUACUUCGCCGUCGUGACGUUCUACAGGGAUUAACCCCAUAGGGUGGCUAAGGCAUGGCCGCUUCAAGCCCGGGCCGAAAACCCCCGGUUUCUCGGUAGAGGUGAUGGUCAAGGGACAGCUCAUACUGUCUUCGCUGACCGCCUCCAUUUCCAACUUGACUCGUCGCCCUGAAUCUUGCGCCAACUCUGUCCGUACGUCGCCAGAUCUGCCCACUGAAGGGCACCUUUUAACUGGAGAGACCCUCGAUUUCUCGUCUAAUUUGCCUUCCCCUCUUUUUACGGUAAUCCCGAGAAAGAACUCAACAGCUUUCGCCAUUCGGGGCAAAGCACAGAAGCAGCCUAGGCAGGUAUGUCGCCCUGCCUCAUUUAGGGCACCCACUGGGGGCUGGGCGCUGCUGGCAAAAAGGAGUCACGAAAAACUGCUCAAGGGUCCUUCUGGUCACAAAAACAGCGGUCUUUGCGCUUAGACCUCUCGCCUUGAGGUCCCAAGACAUAGCUGGGCCAAUUCCUGGCUCCAAAAACCAUGCCCGGAUAUACACGGGUAACCGUCUCGAGAGGACGGGUCGGACGUCAUCCGCCAUUUUAUGUAUAUGCUAUAUCCCCAAUUUUAAUUAAGCAGGAUAUUGAAGAGCACCAAACCCACUGAGCGUCAAUAGGAAUUGUAAUGAACCAAAAAGAGAUGACAAAAGAUGUAGAAGGGCUCAAAGAAGACUGUAAUAUAUUGCUAUAUGUGGAGUAUGGAAUUUUUGGAAGCAUUGAGCUGAUUAUUGCUGUUCUAUGCUACUAUUUAACAAAAAAUAUCGCCAGGACCAUUGUGGCGCCUAUAGAUAAAUUAUCAGAAAUUUUAGAUAAACUUAUUAAGCAUGACUUGGGAUUAGAUAUAAUGGAACAAUAUGAGCCAGGCCCUCCAGAAAUAAACGCGCUAUAUGAGGUGUUUGAUAAGCUUAGAGUUGUGCUUAAACUUCAUGAUCCAAGCCAGUUUAAGCACGAAACAAAUGCUAUGAUGAAUUACGCCCAAGCCCUCAAUCUUUUUAGUAAAUUCAGAAAUAAAAAAGCAAUGGAACUUUGCUAUAGAGAGCUUGGGAAUAUUCAUUUUAGGUCUGAGCGGUAUCAAGACGCUGCUUUAAGCUAUUAUAACUCUUAUAGAAUAGCUAAACAGAUUGAAGGGUUUCCAGAGCAGGAAAUGGUAAAAAGGAAAACCCAAACUGCCAAAGCAAUGAUGAUAGCAGGCGUCAGAAAAGAAGAAGCCAUGGAGAUGUUCCACGAAGCCAUUGAUUUUUACCAAAAUUCGUCAAAAGAUUCAGUUGACGUCAUUUUAUGCCUGCUAGAAAAAAUUGAAGGGCUUUUUGCUAUUGGAGAAAACACAGAAUUCGUACUUGAUGAAACUGAAAAGCUCCUUAAGGCAAGGUUUUCUGUAAGCUACCAAGAUAUUUUGCAGCAGAGAUACUUGUUUUUUAGAGCCCUGCAGUAUGAGACACAAGAAGACUACCAAACUGCAAGCAGGCUUUAUGUGCUGUGUUUAGAAAAUUUUAUGGAAUUUGACCCAAUGAUAAGAAAAAAAUCAAUAGAAAGGCUGAUUGAGAUUUUUGAGAUGAAAAAUCUGCCAGUAGCUGACCUUGUAGUGCUCAAAGAAGAAAUGGAAAAUAAAAGCAAAGACAUUGCGUUGAUUGUUGAUACGAAAUUUGAUGGGAAAGAGUUCCAUCAUCUUAUAUUAUGGCUAAUAAGCAGUGUUGUGGAUACUAAAGAUAGGCUUUCAAUUAUAAAUUUUGACGAUGAAUUCCAUAUAUUGUUUAACUUAACAAAAAAACCUGCAAAACAAAUUGAGUUUCCGACCUUGGAUUUAAUGAACCAAGGAGGAAAAUCAGUUCUAUAUGACGGAAUCAAUGCAGGGAUUGAACAACUCUAUUCUUUCCGAUCAGAAAACACUACAUUUUUAGGACAAGAAGAUAUUCGUCACAAAUGGAUAAUUGCUAUUUGUAAUAGUGAUGAUAUUGGCAGCCAAAUUUCUUUUGCUGAGAUUUCUAAAAAGAUUAGAGACUCUGGGGCUCGCUUAUACUUAACCAAAUUAAAUUUCUGUCUUGGCUUAGCUUUUUCUUAUUAUAGAAAAUAUUCAUUAAUUUAAAUUUUUAAAUUGAUAUAAAUAGAUAUAAUAAUUUUUUAUAUAAAUUCUGACCCAUCCCCACACUCUCAGCUUGAAUCUUUGAAGAACUACAGCAUAAGAGGAAUAUUUCUAUCAGCUUAUUCCCAAACUGAGAUAAGACGUGCAUUCCAAAGGAUUGCUGCUAUAAUCUGUCCAUUCAAACUAUUUUUGGUUAAUUAA